CACCGAGGUCGCGGCCCCGAGCUACCAUACUAUUCCUCCGUCGUCGUGGGUUCAUCGAGGAUACAAAACCCAAUUCAGAAUCUGUUGCGAGUCGCUGGUUUUUUGCGGGACGAACAUGUUGGACGAGACCCAGUUCGACGUCCACUUGAAUCUGUGGGCGCUUCGCGUCCCCCGCGAGUUCUGCAAGGUUGCCACCCGGGCAUUGAACGGUUACUUGCUGGACAAGGCUCGGGUAAAACCGAUCACGGAGGAUCCGACGUGCGAGAGGAAUCGUCUGAUGAUAUUGUCUGAAAAGGUCCAGCAUUCUGAUUUGUCAGAUAUUCCAGAACAAGUUCUUGAAGAAAUGAAGAAACUGUGUGAGAUUGAAGUUGUCCCUUAUUCAUUGACACUUGGUUAUUCCUACUGGGGUGCAGAUCAUUUAUUGAAGCAGAUUCUCCCGCCUGGGGUCGAGGUACCUACAUCUUUUGAAACGAUAGGUCAUAUUGCACACUUGAAUAUACAUGACGAACUGCUUCCCUACAAGGAUGUUAUUGCUAAAGUCAUCUAUGACUGCACAAGUGUGUGCUGCCUGAGGCCCUUGGCAUAUGCAGAGACAUAUGCCAUAAAGUAUGCAGCAUCAAUAAUCUGUAGAAUUGACUGUUUCUUAUAUGAGCAGAAAAAUUCUCCGAGAAUCCAGACGAUUGUUAAUAAAGUUGGAACAAUCACAAAUGAGUUUCGUGUGCCGAAAUUUGAAGUCUUGGCUGGAAAAAGUGAUAUGGUGACAGAGGUGAAGCAGUAUGGAGCGACAUUCAAGCUUGAUUACAGUCUGGUGUAUUGGAAUUCAAGACUGGAGCAUGAACACAUAAGACUUGUAUCUAAUUUCCAACCAGGGGAAACCAUAUGUGACAUGUUUGCUGGCAUUGGCCCUUUCGCAAUCCCAGCUGCUCAAAAGGGGUGCAUGGUGUAUGCAAAUGACCUAAACCCAGAUAGUGUUAAGUAUUUGAAGAUCAAUGCGCAGUUGAACAAAGUGGACGACCUUGUUCAUACUUCCAACUUGGAUGCGAGGAAAUUCAUUUCUCAGAUGACGUCUUUGCCUGAAUCCAAAACUAGUUUGGAAUCUGAUGUUCUUACUGAAGAGUGUGAGAUCAAUAGGGAACCGUCAAAGCAGGAAGCAGAGUCAGAUGGAACCCCAGUACCCGAAGACAAUGCAAGCAAUGGUGAUGGUCUAAAAGGUUUAUGUGCUGGUGCAGUCGCAGCUGCUCCUGCAGCCAAAAGACCAUUAGAUACUUCUAAAGAAGGUGCCAAUGCCAAAGAUUGCAGUGUACUUGUAUCUUGCAAAAGAAAAGGAAAUAACAAUAAGCGAAUCAAGGCCACUGAGUUGUCCUAUUCUAAGACAUGGGAGCACAUUGAUCAUGUAGUUAUGAACCUUCCUGCAUCAGCUCUCACAUUUUUGGAUGUAUUUAGGGGGCUUAUACACAGGAAAUAUUGGAAGGAACCCUCUCCUUGGAUUCACUGCUAUUGUUUCAUGAAGGCCAGCGAAACCAAAGAAUCCAUUUUGGCAGUGGCAGAACGUGCCCUCGACGCCUCUAUUAGCGAGCCAAUAUUCCACAGGGUUAGGGAUGUGGCGCCGAAUAAGGCGAUGUACUGCCUGAGUUUCAGGCUGCCGGAAGCAUGCUUUAAGGAAGAUUCCCAUAACACUAGCCACCCUGCUGAAGGGCAGUCGUAAAUGUGGUAGGAACAAUUAUGUGGGGGGCUAAACACGGCCACUUGCCUAACGAUUAAGAAGGUUUUUUUUUUUUUUACUUGACCGAAGGCGGGAACUCAUCAUUGACGAGAUACGGUUGUCUAUCGAAUCGAGGCCGGCGUCCAUGCAAAUGCCGCUUAUGGUCCGAGAAAAGCAAGCGGAUGUAUGUUUGGGUAUGAUCUGUCUUUCACAAGAGUUUCACGGUCUAAAAAGGAUAUGAAAUGUGAGAUGAAUUUUUUUCUUAUAUUUUCGACAGUUUUGUUUCUUAGGAUUUCCAGCUUUGUUGGGCUGGUUCCCAAUGCUUUGGAGCUGUUUUGUAAAAGCCUCGUCAGUGUUUCGGAAAUACUUUUUUACUUUCGAAUUUC
Molecule: messenger RNA, 2088 nt
Organism: Syzygium oleosum
Lineage: Eukaryota; Viridiplantae; Streptophyta; Magnoliopsida; Myrtales; Myrtaceae
Product: tRNA (guanine(37)-N1)-methyltransferase 1
Exons: 11
Coding region: 116-1705 (529 amino acids)
Biological process (GO): tRNA N1-guanine methylation
Cellular component (GO): cytoplasm
Source: RefSeq, a predicted model, not a curated record